This is a messenger RNA of Daldinia vernicosa, 966 nucleotides long. RefSeq lists its product as uncharacterized. The coding region runs from base 45 to 542 and encodes 165 amino acids. The transcript has a single exon. Lineage: Eukaryota; Fungi; Ascomycota; Sordariomycetes; Xylariales; Hypoxylaceae. The record is from RefSeq and is a predicted model, not a curated record.
GCCUUACUCCGUACCCCUCUACCAAUACCCAUGCGAUCUCCCCUAUGUCAAUUUCUCACGAAGAAGGCGACGUCGACACUGUAGCGUACGAAACAACCUUUAAUCUCUGUGAUUCGCAUCCACUACGGGGAUCAUCCCGCCACCUUUCGAGCUCCAGUACACCGUCCCUAUACCCAACAAACGACAUGAGCACCACCGCUAGCAUCAGCAACGUCUGGUGUGUACCGUAUCGAACGGAUACUUCCCUAACCAGCGCUUAUAUGGACUCGACCUCCAUUUCUAGUAACGCGGAUACGAUAUCUCAUAUCCAGAACAAUAACCCAACCCUAGGCAGAUAUGGGGCACCCGUGACAUAUUCGCCGCCGGCGUUAGACAUACCGGACAACGAUGGCGAUAGGACAUGGACGAGUAGCGUAUCUAGCCAGUUACAAAGCCCAUAUACACAGUAUGAAGGAACUCAACCGGGGUUUAACGGCUCUGGCGAUCCCCUAAAUGGACGACGUUGGUCGACGGAAAACAACCAAGGUUCUAUCGUUUGGUAAGUCUGAUGGCAUAUCGGUGAUGAUACUGACUAACUCUUGAGAGGGACUCGGCCAGUCAGGCCACGCAAGAAGAUGAUGCCACAAGACGGUACGAGAAUGGGAACGGCCUCGAAGACAAUAACUUGCAGAGAAAUGUCAUUGACGGUUAUAUGAAACUCGAAGGACCGUGGGCUUAUGAGUACAACAUGUGGUCUAGAUAAAACAGUCCCACAAACAGAUACCCCUUUAUUAGGGGGGGAAUGGGCUCAAUGUAAGGAAGUACGAGCUUCCACGCAGUAGAUGUAACGAUCUAUCCGUGAGAGCCAGGGCAACGAGGUAGACGGCUCGGUUCUAGAGUUCCUAUGGUAGAUGAGUUGCCAUGGUUAUGUUACAGGACUAAACGGUGUCGUGUAACUAGAUUGGGGAAUCGAAAAUUGCUGUGAGG